Molecule: messenger RNA, 940 nt
Organism: Sinocyclocheilus grahami
Lineage: Eukaryota; Metazoa; Chordata; Actinopteri; Cypriniformes; Cyprinidae
Product: forkhead box protein G1-like
Exons: 3
Biological process (GO): regulation of transcription by RNA polymerase II
Cellular component (GO): nucleus
Molecular function (GO): DNA-binding transcription factor activity; sequence-specific double-stranded DNA binding
Source: RefSeq, a predicted model, not a curated record
UGAACUCACUCAGAUUAUUGCAGACGUGGCUCAAGAUCCAACACUACCUCGGACUGAGGACCACCCUUGCCCAAAGUGUGGCCACAAGGAGGGGGUGUUCUUCCAGUCUCACAGCAUGAAGGCUGAGCGACGGCUCACCCUCAACGGCAUCUAUGAGUUCAUCAUAGGCAACUUCCCGUACUACCGAGAAAACAGGCAGGGCUGGCAGAACUCCAUCCGACACAACUUGAGCCUCAACAAGUGCUUCGUCAAGGUCCCGCGCCACUACGACGACCCUGGAAAAGGCAACUACUGGAUGCUGGACCCGUCCAGUGAUGAUGUGUUCAUCGGCGGAACCACCGGGAAACUCAGGCGCCGGUCUACCGCGGCGUCCCGAGCCAAGCUGGCCAUGAAGAGAGGCGCGCGGCUGUCUUCCACCUCCACCGCCGCCGGACUCGCGUUCGCCGGCUCGUUUUACUGGCCCGUCCCGCCGUUCGUGACGCUCCAGCAUCGUCAGCCGAACCCCGCGGCGCACCACAACAACUACGCCGCGUCGGUUCUGUCCCAAAGCUCGCGUCACUUCAGCUCGGUCGGUCCCGCAGCGGAAAGACUUCUUCUCCCGUCCGGCCAAGAGGCAGCUUACUGUGGGAUGGGUUGUGAACAGAUGACCUCCGCCUCCUCCUUCACCACAUCUGCGUCUGUGCCUCUGCCUCUGCCGCUCUCUGCGCCCUGCUCUUUUAAUGUACUCUCCAAUCAGUCCAGUUACUUUUACUCCCAUCAGGUGCCUCACACAGCGGGACUGUCGCCCUGGUCGCAGGAGGAAUCGUACUUCUCCAAAACAUCUCCUUCUGGACAAUUUUUCCCGGGAAAGCCAUCUCCUUCUUCCGAAUACAUUGGAGGACUAUGUUCAGACAUUCCCAGUUAUAUUCCUCAUUUUAACACAGCCGCCUCAAUGCACUGA